GCUCUUGUUGUUAUCAUUCGAAUCUCUACGACAAUAAUUUCCAUCCUUGCGCUCCGUACAGUACUUAAGGUCCUUCUGUACUUCCCUCUCAAGUUCCCUUUUGAGAGUCUCCGUGCAAUUGCUUCUCCCUGAGACACUUCGAAACAAACCACAAUGGGCGAUAACCACCAGGCUACUCUCAGCAACGAUCCUGCUGCCAAUGCUCCCGAUGCGGCCGCUGCGGAUAAGGGCAAGGGCAAGGGCAAGGCCGCUGAUGAGCCUUCCCUGGAAAUGAGCAUGGACGAGGAAGAGGACAGUGAUGAAAGCGAAGCUGAGGAAAUGAUGGCGGACGAUGAUGACGAUGAUGACCACGACAAUCUCGAACCCAUCUCUGAAGAAAACAUCAUUUCUGGAGGUCGUCGGACACGAGGCAAGACCAUCGACUUCCAGGAGGCGGCCGAGAAGCUGAAGGCCGAGGAUGAGAUGGACGACGAGGACGAGGACGAUGAGGAAUUCCAACCUAACGAUGAGGACAUGCGCUAUUGAUUAAAAGACAUCUUAUGAAGCCAUCAAAAUAACCUGGGAAUGGGAUUUGUGAAUGGGACGGCGGGCGCAGGUUCAUUGGGGGCUUUCUGUUUCUAUUCCAGUUAAAUCAUUUCUUCUUUCGAGUAUGCGCAC
This is a messenger RNA of Aspergillus novofumigatus IBT 16806, 657 nucleotides long. RefSeq names its product histone H2A.Z-specific chaperone CHZ1. The transcript has 4 exons. Lineage: Eukaryota; Fungi; Ascomycota; Eurotiomycetes; Eurotiales; Aspergillaceae. The record is from RefSeq and is a predicted model, not a curated record. The coding region runs from base 154 to 525 and encodes 123 amino acids.